Molecule: messenger RNA, 1698 nt
Organism: Ostrinia nubilalis (European corn borer)
Lineage: Eukaryota; Metazoa; Arthropoda; Insecta; Lepidoptera; Crambidae
Gene: Arr2
Product: arrestin homolog
Exons: 6
Coding region: 126-1349 (407 amino acids)
Biological process (GO): signal transduction; G protein-coupled receptor internalization
Cellular component (GO): cytoplasm
Molecular function (GO): G protein-coupled receptor binding
Source: RefSeq, a predicted model, not a curated record
AUGAUGGAAUUCAUUUCUGGUGUUCGCUUCAAACCAUUCACACUAAAUCUUCUGUCCGCAAGCUUAUAUCCUUGUUUCCACUACCAGUCGUAUCCUCUGUUAUCUGUUGUACCUAUACUUUCAAGAUGUUGGACUACCUGUCCCUCGCUUUCGUGGUUGCGGUUAAAGUUUUUAAGAAAACUACCCCAAAUGGAAAAGUUACGGUUUACCUUGGCAAGCGUGACUUCAUUGAUCAUAUAGAUUACUGCGAUCCCGUUGAUGGAGUGGUUGUGGUUGACACCGAAUACCUGAAAGGAAGAAAAGUUUACAGCCAGCUCGUGACGACCUACCGCUAUGGUCGUGAGGAGGAUGAGGUCAUGGGAGUGAAGUUUUCUAAGGAAAUGGUAAUUGGGCAAGAUCAGGUUGUGCCCAUGGUGAACUCCAAAAUGGAAUUGACACCGGUUCAGGAAAAGCUGUUGAAGAAACUUGGACCGAAUGCAUUCCCAUUCACCUUUAACUUCCCUGAGAUGGCGCCUAGCUCGGUGACUCUCCAACCAGCUGAAGAAGAUCAGGGAAAACCAAUGGGAGUUGAAUAUUGCGUCAGAACCUACGUUGCUGAAAAUGAGGAUCAGAAGAGUCACAAGAGGAGCUCUGUGACUCUUGCCAUCAAGAAGUUGCAACACGCACCUACUUCCCGUGGUCGCCGUCUUCCGAGCUCCCUGGUGAGCAAAGGAUUCACCUUCAGUAACGGAAAGAUUAAUCUCGAAGUUACUUUGGACAGGGAGAUCUACUACCAUGGCGAGAAAAUCGCUGCUAAUGUCAUCGUUUCUAACAACUCAAGGAAGUCUGUCCGCAAUAUUCGCUGCAUGGUUGUUCAGCAUGUGGAGAUUACAAUGAUCAACUCUCAGUUCAGCCGCCAUGUUGCAUCUUUGGAGAGCCGUGAAGGAUGCCCAGUUACACCUGGAGCAAGUUUGUCGAAAACAUUCUAUCUUGUGCCUUUGGCCCGCAGCAAUAAGGACAUCCGAGGUGUGGCUUUGGAUGGCCAUCUGAAGGAGGAUGAUGUAAACCUGGCCAGCUCUACUCUAGUCUCUGAGGGGAAAUGCCCAGCUGAUGCCAUUGGUAUUGUGGUAUCCUAUUCCGUCCGCGUCAAGCUGAACUGUGGAACACUUGGUGGAGAACUUGUGACUGAUGUUCCAUUCAAACUUCUCCACCCUGCUGAAGGGACCAUUGAACGCCAGCGUUUCAAUGCCAUGAAGAAAAUGCAAUCCAUUGAAAGACACCGUUAUGAAAACUCACUUUACACUAACGAGGAGGAAGAUAACAUCGUGUUUGAAGACUUUGCUCGUCUCAGGAUGAACGAGCCUGAAUAAAUUAUAUGAAAUAAUUUAAAAAUCCAAAAAAAUGAAAAACUUAUCAUAAAAAUAUUGUAAAAAAAAAUCGUAAUCAAGCAAGUUUAACGUAAUCACGAAACUUUCAUUCUAAAAAUAAUUAUUUUCCUAAUAUGCUAUUCUAUAUCUAUCUAUACCUACCAUUAAAUCAUCAUUAUUAUAUUCACACUAAAAAACAAAACCUUUGCUUAUUGUCAUAAUAUUAUUUAAUGGCCUUAUUGUAAUGGAAAUCACCAACCUAAUUAAUUAAUCACCUAUGAUAAUUAAAAAUAUUAUGCUUACCUAUUACCUUCCUCGUGUUGUAAUCUAUAAAUAAACUAUCUCCACCAGA